AUGGAAUAUUCAUGCAUUGAAUUAAACGAUUUACCUGAUGAAAUUCUUAUGAUUAUUUUCAAAAAACUCAAUAAUCUAGAUGUACUUUAUUCUUUACAAGGUGUCAAUCAACGACUAAAUCAAAUUAUUCACCAUCCAAUUUUCACAAGUCGUUUGACUUUUGUUAAAUGGCUCUUACAUAAUUUUAUCGAUCUAAUUUCUUGUGAUACGAUCCUUAAUCGAUUUUGUUUACAAAUUUUACCUGAAAUUCGUCAUAAAAUCAAAUGGCUUGAUCUUGAAUCAUCAUCGAUGAAAUAUAUUUUACGUGCUGCUCAUUAUCCUAAUUUAUAUGGUCUCGGUCUUUAUAAUAUUAAUGAAGAGUCAGCUCGAUGCCUUUUUACUGAUGAAAUUCUUUCAUCUAGUAUUUUCAAAAAUCAAAUUACAACACUUUUUAUUACCCUUCAUAAUAAUAAUAACAAUGAUGAUUAUGACGAAAUGCUAUUGUCAACAAGAAAUAUAUUUGAUUAUAUUUUCACUGUUUUCAUCAAUCUCAUUCAUUUAACAUUCUAUGAAUCAUCGUAUAAAAAUCGUCUUUCAUUAUAUUUUGCUGAACCACCUUCUCGUACAUUUCGUUCUUCAACUCUUUUGAAAUUGAAUGUCAGAAUACAAUCUUUUGAUGAUUGUCUUUAUCUUCUUGAUGGUCGUUUCAAUCAACUUCACACACUCUAUGUUGAUUUGACUCAUAUUCAUCCUCCGCAUGACAUUCAAAAUCAAGGUGAUUUACCAAAUCUAAAGUGUUUUUCUUUAUCUUGUAAUUACGAAACAUAUGAUUACGAUGAAUUAAUCCCACCACUUCUCUAUCGAAUGUCAAAUCUAGAAGAACUCGGUUUGUGUCUUGUGGCCUUUGUUAUGGAAACAUUUAUUGAUGGAAACCAUUUGAAGAAAAACAUUAUUUAUCAUAUGCCAAGAUUAAAUCAAUUUACAUUUUAUAUUCGCUCAUUCAUGUAUACUGGUAAUAAAUUGAAUUUGCUAUCAACCGAAGAUAUUCAACGUACAUUCAUUGACUUUCGAAAUAAUGAAAUUAUCUCUUAUGUUGAUUAUUUUCCACGAGAAGAACUAGGUCGAUGUCACGUUUAUACAUAUCCACCUUUUAUGUCAUAUUAUGGUGACAUUACAAAUAAUUUUCCCGGUGGAUUAUUCAAUUAUGUUCGUGUAGUGUCAUUACGUGAUGAAUAUCCUUUUGAACAUGAUUUUUUUCUUCGAAUUGUUCAAUCAUUUCCAUUUAUGGAAGAAUUAACUGUGAUUAAUCGUAAAUCACAAAAUCGUAAAUACUCUUAUGAAUUAAACAAUGAUAAUCGAAGCUUAUCUCUCAUUGAAUAUUAUUUUCUUCUUGAACUUGAUCUUCUUAAUGUCCAUGAUGAUUAUAUAGAAGAAUUUCUCUUUGAUACUAAAACAUAUUUCCAAAAUAAUGUUCUUCUUCGUAUUAAAUGUGAAUCUUUACAACGAGUAACACACAAUUUUACAAGAGAUACUACACGAAUUAAUUGUGCCAAAAUAAAUGAAUUAGAAUUAAGCGGUGAACCAAUAUGUUCCGAUUCUUUACAAGAAUAUUUUCCUUAUGCAAGAAUAAGUUAUCCACUAAUAAUUUAA
Messenger RNA from Rotaria sp. Silwood2, 1629 nucleotides. The record is from the annotation of a GenBank genome assembly. Lineage: Eukaryota; Metazoa; Rotifera; Eurotatoria; Philodinida; Philodinidae.